Messenger RNA from Cyprinodon variegatus (sheepshead minnow), 4023 nucleotides. It is a transcript of the gene stk38a, whose product is annotated as serine/threonine kinase 38. Gene Ontology annotation, molecular function: protein serine/threonine kinase activity; ATP binding. Gene Ontology annotation, biological process: peptidyl-serine phosphorylation; intracellular signal transduction. The record is from RefSeq and is a predicted model, not a curated record. NCBI's taxonomy places the organism in Eukaryota, Metazoa, Chordata, Actinopteri, Cyprinodontiformes, Cyprinodontidae. The transcript has 14 exons. The coding region runs from base 215 to 1627 and encodes 470 amino acids.
ACUUGUUGCAGACUGGAACUUUAAAAGCUAACUAGCUAGCUAAAGUGAUGUUAGCAGGUAAAUAGGGUAAUUUGUGAACCUGGAAGUUGGUGAAGAGACCAAUUUAUGAUCGAGGAGAAGGUUAAAAGGUGCCGAAUGACGUCAAAUGGUGGUUUGAACUGAUACCUAAAAUCCAGGAUAACCAACUAACUUGCUAAGUGAUUUUUGGCAAAGUAUGGCGAUGACCGGGCCGAGCUCGUGUGCCUCUAUGAGUAACCACACCAAGGAACGGGUCACCAUGGCUAAAGUGACCUUGGAGAACUUCUACAGUAAUCUGAUCGCUCAGCAUGAGGAGCGAGAGAUGAGACAGCAAAAGUUGGAGAAGGUGAUGGAUCAGGAGGGUCUGGCUGAUGAAGAGAAACGUAUCCGGCGUUCUGAGCAUGCACGGAAGGAAACAGAGUUUCUGCGUUUAAAACGCACUCGGCUGGGCCUGGAGGACUUUGAGUCCUUGAAGGUGAUUGGCCGAGGAGCCUUUGGAGAGGUUCGCUUGGUUCAGAAAAAAGACACCGGACAUGUCUAUGCCAUGAAAAUACUCCGUAAAGCUGACAUGUUGGAGAAAGAGCAGGUGGGUCAUAUCCGCGCUGAGCGUGACAUCCUGGUGGAAGCAGACAGUCUGUGGGUGGUCAAAAUGUUCUACAGCUUCCAGGAUAAGAUGAACCUCUACCUCAUCAUGGAGUUUCUCCCCGGAGGAGACAUGAUGACUCUACUGAUGAAGAUGGACACUCUGUCCGAAGAGGCCACUCAGUUCUACAUCGCAGAGACGGUGCUGGCCAUCGACUCCAUCCACCAGCUGGGCUUCAUCCACAGAGAUAUCAAACCUGACAACCUGCUGCUGGACGCCAGAGGUCACGUGAAGCUCUCUGACUUCGGCCUGUGCACAGGACUAAAGAAGGCCCACCGCACAGACUUCUACAAGAACUUGAACCACAGCCUGCCCAGUGACCUCAGUAAGCAAACCUUUCAGAAUAUGAACUCUAAGAGGAAAGCAGAAACCUGGAAGAGGAACAGGAGGCAGCUGGCCUUUUCCACAGUGGGAACCCCAGACUACAUCGCUCCAGAGGUCUUCAUGCAGAACGGCUACAACAAACUGUGUGACUGGUGGAGCCUUGGUGUGAUAAUGUAUGAGAUGCUGAUAGGUUACCCUCCGUUCUGCUCGGAGACGCCUCAAGAGACCUACAGGAAGGUGAUGAACUGGAGAGAGACGCUCACCUUCCCUCCAGAAGUGCCAAUAUCAGAGAAGGCUAAAGACCUCAUCCUCAGGUUCUGCUGUGAGGAGGAGCACAGGAUUGGAGCUGCGAGUGUGGAGGAGAUAAAGUCCAACCCUUUCUUUGAGGGCGUGGACUACGACCAUAUCAGGGAAAGACCCGCCGCCAUUCCCAUCAAUAUCAAAAGCAUUGAUGACACAUCCAACUUCGAUGAGUUCCCCGACUCUGAUAUCCUCACUCCAACAACCACCCAAGUGUCCAAUCACACCGAGACGGAUCUGAAGAACAAGGACUGGGUCUUCAUCAACUACACCUACAAACGUUUUGAGGGUUUGACGGCCCGAGGAGCCAUCCCGUCCUACAUGAAAUCAGGAAAAAGAUGAGCUCCUUGUGACUGUCCCAUAGCGACGCCCAGAUGAGGCGUCCGAGCUGCUGCUGUGUCCAAACAGACGUCCGCUCGGUUAUCAGAGCGGAUCCACGGCGCAGCUCUUCCUCAUCGUCGCUGUCCAUAGGAACCUUCCUCCAAACUCGCUGCCUUCACUUUGUUUAAAGCUUCUGAGGGUACCUCUUCACUUUCUGACAGCACAGACUGAACUGGGAUCAGCAGGUUUUCUUAGUUUUGCACCAUCGGAUGGUAUCGUUUGUCUCCAGAUAACCAGCAUCAUUUACAUUCCCUCUCUGUACCAGCGUCAUUCUGUUGGAUCUACCAAGGGCUCUUCUUGUGGCCCAGAGCGUUCUCUGCUUCACGCGUUCUGGGGACUUUAUCAGCUCAAAUAAUUGCAUUUUCACUUGGAGUGAACCAGCUGCUCUUCAGGGAUUCGGACUCCUACAUCACCUCACCAAAGACUCAAUGACGUCUCUGCCUGAUCUUCCUCUUGGAACUUUUUCUAACUCCAAGUUCGUAUUUUUUCUAGAGCCCAGAUUUGCACGAUUUGCUCUUUAACAGAUGAUUAUGCAUUUUGUGGAACAAGUCUUGUUACAUUUUGUGAUGAAGCAUGUGACCUUCAGCACCAGAGGCGAUGGGGAUGAAACUUCUGCACUCUUCCAGCCUGUCGGAUCCGGUUUAGGUUCAAGUGUUUGGAGUUCAUGAUGCUCCAGAAUCUAUUUUCAAAGACGACCUUUUAACAAUUUGGUGGAUUUCACAGAUAGUUUAAAUCAGGCAGCAGUUGAAAUCUUCAAGAAGAUGAAGGCGCUGCUAUAAAUAUAAGAACGUCUUUAAAUUGCUUUUAUUUUUUAUGUUGUAGUCCGAGUGAGAUAAAGUUUGCAAAUCAAAACAGAAAUUUGAAAAAUAUUCCAAGAAUAUUUCUUAAACAGAUUUAUCAAAGACAACAGAUCCCAGAACAGCUUGUAGAGAACUGAAUUAGUUUCGGAGAUUAAACGGCUUAGAAAGCUGCAGUACGCGUAGGAAACCUUCCAGCUGAUGCUUUUCAGACGAAGAACUAAUAAAACCUGCAUAGGGCUCACAUGUGAACCUCUGAACUCGCUGGGAGGAUUUGUAAGAAUGGUUUCAGUUUGAUCAGUUCAGAAACGGCUAAUUGGGGCUGAGAAUACUUUAAAAAUCAUUUAGUUUAAAAUAAGAUGUUUUGACCCAAAAUAUAAGUUGAUUGACUAAAACUGAAGAGAGGUAGUGUUAGGAUCCAGGCUGACCCUAACACUACCUGAGUCUUAACCCGAGGCCGUGCCGCUCGCAGCGGGGCUGCGUUCGUUCAGGAAACCCAGGAAUUAGCUGAGGUCCGAUUGUGCUGAAGCGUCAGGGAGUCUUUUAGUUUCACCUGUUUUUGUUUCCGAGGAAGCUAACCUAAUGAUGCACCAACUAAUGCAGUGGAUGAGUUUUGUUUUUAUUUGUUUUAAGUAGCACAGGGCUGAAAACUUUCCAACAAUAAAUCCAAGAUGCUGUCCUAUUUACAAAUGAAUGUAAAUUAAUUUCUGCAGAUUGAUUUCCUUUUUUUUUUUUUUUUACCCAUAGGAGUUGAAAUAUGUUGCUGUAAAUGAAGCCUGUACCACGUAUUUUUUUAAAUUUUCUUUGUAGUUGGACACUUUAAGCUAUGAUGUAAAACACCCUGGAAGCCCAUUUCUGCCCGGAGACACCAGCAGACCUUUAUCACCAAAAGAUUUUAUUUAACGUGUCAAAUGUUUGACUUAUUCUUUUUUUUAGCCCCUUUAAAAAGUGACAAAGAAAGCCAAAUGCUUAGAAGUCGACAAUCUGACAUCCCAGGUUACGUAAAGAAUGAACUUGAAGUGACCGGCUGCAGAAAUGUAUCUUUUAUUCUGAUUUCCAAAAUUAUUUUUUUUUAAAUCUCUCUCCUGUCCAGCAGGAAUGGUCUUCCAUAUCGGCUGCGUCUGUGAUCGAGUGUGUUCAGGUAGCGUGUAGAUGGGAAGCAGCACAUUAUACUACGUUUUAGAGAAGCAUGUGGCGGGUGGAGCUUUUAUUUAAUUAUAUAUAUAUAUAUUUUUUAAACUGCUUGUGCCGUUGAGGGGCUCACGCUCCUCAGGCUUUAACAAAACGGCAACAUGUACGCUGAAAGCAAUACAACAUGGAGUGAUUUCUGAUCAUGUGUGGCUGAGAUUCUAGUCUCUGGGUUAAGAUGGGGUGUCGAUUUGUAUGGAGUUUGUGUUUAUUUUUUGGGGGGGGGGCAAAGUGUGCAUGUAAUGCUGCAUCUGAGCAGGACGGAUGGGAUUAUUUGGGAAGCUGAGUGUACAAUAUUUAAACUGCUUGGUAUGUACUGUGUGACUGCUGUAUUGUUUUCUGCUAUUUGACAAUGAAUUAUUCUGCACUUAA